Molecule: messenger RNA, 2743 nt
Organism: Rhododendron vialii
Lineage: Eukaryota; Viridiplantae; Streptophyta; Magnoliopsida; Ericales; Ericaceae
Product: pentatricopeptide repeat-containing protein CRR2, chloroplastic-like
Exons: 1
Coding region: 170-2077 (635 amino acids)
Biological process (GO): RNA modification
Molecular function (GO): zinc ion binding; RNA binding; protein binding
Source: RefSeq, a predicted model, not a curated record
CGCUGGUGUUACUUUAUACUCCGUACAAUCCAAUUCUGUCCCUUACUUCCAGUAGCCGAUCCGGAUACUGUCACCAACAGCUUUUCAAAACCUCUCCUCAUUUAUUGGCUUUGUAUUCUUUGUCACAUCUAUUCUUCCAAAUCUCCAUCUUCUUCUUCUUCGAUUCUCAAUGCUGCUUCAAACCACAAGAAAAGUGAAGAGAUCAUCUCUCUCUGAAUAUAAACUGCUCUCCUCUCUCAUCAACCCUUUGUCUACAGUACCCAACCUAGACCGAUUCCCAUAUCACUCAGUAGCACCAUCAGUCGAUUCCACUCUUCUCUCUCCUUCUCCUAAACCCCACGCCAAUCCGACCCCGAUUGACUAUGCAUCUCUCCUCCAAUCUUGUAUAGCUCGAAGAGCGAUCGAACCCGGAAAACAGCUUCACGCCCACCUCUGCCUCACUGGAAUGGGAUACAACACUAGUUUAGCCACCAAGCUUGUGCAUCUGUACUGUGUUUGUGACUCCACAUCGAAUGCCCACCACCUGUUCGACAGAAUUCCCAACAACAAUAUAUUUCUUUGGAAUGUUUUGAUUCGUGGGUACGCUUGGAAUGGGCCUUACGAGGUGGCAAUCUCUCUCUACUACCGAAUGCUUGAUUACCGUAUAGCUCCCGAUAACUUCACUUACCCAUUUGUCCUCAAGGCAUGCUCUGCACUAUCUGCAAUCGAUGUGGGGAGAGACGUUCACGAGCAUGCGAUACGUACUGGGUGGGAAAUGGAUGUCUUUGUUGGUGCAGCUCUUAUUGAUAUGUAUGCAAAGUGUGGUUGUGUUCGUGAUUCUCGUCUAGUGUUUGAUAAAAUUCAAGUCAGAGACGUUGUCAUGUGGAAUUCUAUGCUAGCUGCUUAUUCGCAAAACGGGUGCCCAGAGGAAUGCUUGUCCCUUUGUGGUGAAAUGUCGUUGGCCGGAGUAAGGCCCACUGUCGCGACUCUUGUCACUGCUAUCUCCUCUUCUGCUGAUGUGGCAGCCCUUCCCCAAGGGAGAGAGCUUCAUGCGUUUAGCUGGAGACAUGGUUUUGAAAUCCAAGACAAGGUGAAAACUGCCCUAGUUGAUAUGUACGCGAAAAGUGGUUCUGUGAAGGUUGCUAGGAACUUGUUUGAGAGGCUUGUGGACAAAAGAAUUGUUUCUUGGAAUGCGAUAAUAACUGGAUACGCAAUGCACGGUCAUACUGGCGAAGCACUUGAGUUGUUCAAUCAGAUGAUUGGAGAAGCUAGGCCAGAUCACAUAACUUUUGUGGGUGUUCUCUCAGCAUGUAGACAUGGCCGUUUGAUAGAUGAAGGACGGAAAUUCUUUGAAUCAAUGAGUAGAGAUUACAAAGUAGAACCAACCGUUCAGCAUUACACAUGCAUGGUUGAUCUUCUAGGCCAUUGUGGUCGGUUGGAUGAGGCUUAUAAUCUAAUAACGCAGAUGAGAGUGGUACCAGAUUCCGGCGUUUGGGGUUCUUUACUCAAUUCAUGCAAAAUCCAUGGAAAUGUGGAGUUAGGGGAACUGGCAUUAGAGAGGCUGAUAGAGCUGGAACCUGACGAUGCUGGCAAUUAUGUCAUUUUAUCAAACAUUUACGCUCAAGCUGGGAAGUGGGAAGGAGUUGCAAAGCUGAGGAAACUAAUGACAGAUAGAGGACUAAAGAAAAGCGUUGCUUGUAGCUGGAUUGAAGUGAAAAACAAAGUCCAUGCAUUUCUUUCUGGCGAUACCUCACAUCCUAUGGCUGAUGAUAUAUAUGCGGAGCUAGAAAGGGUGGGAGUGCUAAUGGCAGAGGCGGGUUAUGUCCCGAAUACAUCACCUGUUUUCCACGAUGUAGACGACGAUGAGAAGACUAGAAUGGUGUGCAGUCACAGUGAGAGGCUAGCAAUUGCUUUUGGACUUAUUAGCACACCCCCUGGAACCAAGCUUUUGGUAACCAAGAACCUUCGGGUGUGUGAAGAUUGCCAUGUGGCAAUCAAGUUUAUCUCAAAGAUUACACAAAGGGAAAUUACAAUCAGAGAUGUCAACCGUUAUCAUCAUUUUAAAGAUGGGGUGUGUUCAUGUGGUGAUCACUGGUAAGUGGUAUGAGAAGUGGGCAUAACUUCUGUGGUAAUGAAAUCACUAGCUCCAUGAAUAUUUCAGAAUCCAGGAGGUUACCCGAAAAUAUAGCGAAGGAUUACUUCAAUGAGGAAAUGAGUUGACGCUAAAUAAGAAUUUGAGUGCAUUUUUAACUCCAUGGAGCACCCGUGAAUCGGUCAAUUGUGACGACCACGUGGAUGGAAUGGACAGAGCUCUUGGACAAGUUUGUACAGCGAAAGGAACAUUUGAUGUAUACUACCAGUUCACCAUUUUAGCUUCCUUCGUUUCACAUCCAUACACAGCAUCAACCGAGUUUAAUGCGGUUCAUCGUUUAAUAAAAAGUUUCAGAAAAUUUCAUCCGAUUUCUUUUCCAGGAUGGGUAACGUGCUUGAGGUUGACACAUGUCCUUUGGCUCAUAAGCUGUUUGGGAAAUUCAUGGAACAAUUUAUGGUUCAGGUCUAUCCAUUGACGGAGAGAAAUUUGUUCUGGCCCCUCAUUGUGGCUCGUUUUCUAUGUUACCUUUGUCUUGGAACAUGAAGACUAUACACUGCUGGAGGUAUAUCUUUCUGUAAUUUUUUAUUUUUUAUUUUUGGUUUCUCAGACAUUUUUUUGGUGGCUGUAUACUUUACAUCAAGUUUCAAAGCUUAUGAUGUUGCUUCCUUUAAA